Messenger RNA from Fulmarus glacialis (Northern fulmar), 560 nucleotides. It is a transcript of the gene CRABP1, whose product is annotated as cellular retinoic acid binding protein 1. Gene Ontology annotation, molecular function: fatty acid binding. The record is from RefSeq and is a predicted model, not a curated record. The annotation marks the transcript as partial. Gene Ontology annotation, cellular component: nucleus; cytosol. The transcript is spliced from 3 exons. Gene Ontology annotation, biological process: fatty acid transport. NCBI's taxonomy places the organism in Eukaryota, Metazoa, Chordata, Aves, Procellariiformes, Procellariidae.
GAGAUCCGCCAGGAUGGGGACCAGUUCUACAUCAAAACUUCCACCACUGUCCGCACCACUGAGAUCAACUUCAAAAUCGGGGAGAGCUUUGAGGAGGAGACGGUGGAUGGACGAAAGUGCAGGAGUUUGGCCACUUGGGAGAAUGAAAACAAGAUCUAUUGCAAACAAACUCUUAUUGAGGGAGAUGGCCCCAAAACAUACUGGACUCGAGAAUUAGCUAAUGAUGAGCUGAUUUUGACCUUUGGUGCUGAUGAUGUUGUGUGCACAAGAAUUUAUGUAAGAGAGUAAAAACAUCAAUUUACUUGUCAUCUGAGAUGAAGUGGAGAACUGUGAAAAUCCCCAGUAUAAUGAGUAUCUGUGUGUGCUGUUACUAAUGCGGUGUUGUAUGUGACCGUGUGUGUUAUAUCUGAACCCAUACCCUCUGUUAAGUGUAUUUUGCUUUCAUUUUUCAUCGCAGACAUUUCCCACUUUUAUGCCAUCAUUUUCUGUGUCUGCUUUGUAUUUUGUAGUUGUCACUUGCUAUGGUUUCAUCAAUUAUUAAACUUACUGGGCAUAACUCA